Aspergillus wentii DTO 134E9 is the source of this 2478-nucleotide messenger RNA. RefSeq names its product protein-serine/threonine phosphatase (gene fcpA). The transcript has 3 exons. Gene Ontology annotation, cellular component: nucleus. Bases 1 to 2478 code for a protein of 825 amino acids. The record is from RefSeq and is a predicted model, not a curated record. NCBI's taxonomy places the organism in Eukaryota, Fungi, Ascomycota, Eurotiomycetes, Eurotiales, Aspergillaceae. Gene Ontology annotation, molecular function: RNA polymerase II CTD heptapeptide repeat phosphatase activity.
AUGCUUCUCCGUCUAUCGCCCAGCCUCCAUUACCCGAUCACCGUUACGUCGCUGCUCAAGCAGCCGGGGGACCUGGUGGAACGGGAUGAGGCGCUCUUCUGGUAUUUCUACCAGACGGCCGUCACGGAGGGAGAUGGGCUGGGUAAUAAAAUCGAGGUUCAGCGCAAGUUUCCGACCAAGUUCGAAUCGACCGUCGAUGGGGAGAUAGUGCAGUGGAAGAUCGCAAAGGGGGAUGUCAUUACUGGACCGAUUGAUAUUGUGGAAGUCGAUGAGCCAUGUGCUCACGAAGUUCAGUUUGGAGGACUCUGUGCGGAGUGUGGGAAGGAUAUGACUGAGUCUACGUACAAUACAGAAGUCACAGACUCGAUGCGUGCUCCGAUUCAGAUGGUCCACGAUAACACUACACUCACCGUGAGUGCUAGGGAGGCAACACGAGUGGAAGAGGAUGCAAAGCGCCGUUUGCUGGCCAACAGAAAGCUGUCUCUCGUGGUGGAUCUCGACCAGACAAUCAUUCAUGCUACCGUGGACCCGACAGUGGGAGAGUGGAUGCAGGAUAAGGAAAAUCCAAACUACGAGGCUUUGAGCGGCGUUCGCAAGUUUCAGUUGAUCGAUGAUGGACCGGGGAUGCGUGGCUGCUGGUACUAUGUCAAGUUACGACCUGGCCUAGAGGACUUUUUGGAAAAUGUUGCAGAGCUCUUCGAAUUGCACAUUUAUACCAUGGGCACUAGAGCCUAUGCUCAGCAAAUUGCCAAAAUCAUUGACCCCACCCGGAAGCUUUUUGGUGACCGAAUUCUCAGUCGAGAUGAGAGUGGAAGCUUGACGGCCAAAAACCUCCACCGUCUGUUCCCGGUGGACACGAAGAUGGUGGUUAUCAUCGACGAUCGCGGAGACGUGUGGCGAUGGAAUCCUAAUCUCAUCAAGGUAACCCCGUAUGAUUUCUUUGUGGGAAUUGGUGACAUCAACUCGAGCUUUUUGCCCAAAAAGCAGGAAAUUGGGGCAGGUAACAAGCCUGUGGAUAAGACUGCGGUUAAGCAAGUGACUGAGAAGCCCCCGCCAGCGCCGCCUCAAGCAAAUGGUACGCUCGCGAAACCUGGGGCCGAGGGGGACGUUUCAACACUGGAGCAGCUGGUGACUAUGGGCGGGGGAGACAAUCCCAGACUCCUGCAGGAACAGACUGACGCACAGGAGGAGACAAUAAUGCAUCAAGUGGAGGACCGCCCAUUGCUGCAGAAGCAAAAAGAACUGGACGCGGAAGAGGAUGUAGCAGAGAGCAGCGAUUCUUCUACCAGCGUGGAGGAGUCGCAAGAAGCAGCCAAGCAGCGCCACCAUCUGUUGGAGGAUAAUGAUCGGGAACUAUUUCAACUGCAGGACCGUUUGGAGCAAGUUCAUAUGCGGUUUUAUGAUGAGUAUGAUAAAAAAAGGUCACGAGCGUUGGGUGGGCGGGUGGCUGCCCUCCGGGGCGAGAAGACACCGUCUAAAGAGAAAGAUGUUGACCUGAAACUGGUCCCUGAUGUGACGGAUAUCAUGCCGUACAUCAAAAGGAAGAUUCUGGGCGGUGUCGUGUUGGUGUUUUCUGGAGUCCUGCCUUUGGGGACAGAUACACAAAACGCCGACAUUUCCCUGUGGGCCAAGAGUUUUGGGGCCAUCAUCGCACACAAAAUCAAUAUGAGAACCACCCAUCUCGUAGCAGGCCGUAAUCGCACCGCCAAGGUCCGGGAAGCAACUAGGUAUCCUAAGGUCCAGAUUGUCACCACACAAUGGCUCUUGGACUCGUUAACGCAAUGGAAACGGGUGGAGGAGGGGCCGUACUUGCUCCCUGUUCACCCAGAUGACAGAGGCGAGCCCAUCUCCCCUUCUAAAGAGGAGAGUUCCUGGAUUUCGUCAUCCGACGAAGCGUCAGGGGGAGUCUGGACGGAUGACGAAGAAGAGUUGAAUGAUGAUAUUCUCAAGUCCUCCGGGCUUACAGACAUGUCACAACUCGGCUACGGCGAGGACGAGCAAGCCGCUAUACACGAUGAACUCAAGGACUUCCUUGGCAGUGAUGAUGAGAGUGAAAGUGACAGUGAAGUAUCGAUGUUGGCGGAUGAGACAGGAACGACCAGCAAGAAGCGGAAGCGGGAUGACGGGACAGAAAGUGGAACCGACGAAGACACAGGCGAUGAAGGCGAGGAAGGGGAUGAAGCGGGCUCGUCGCGACUAUCACAGCGGAUCAAGCGUUCGUAUGAGCGAAGUACAGGUCUACGAGAGGUGGCAACCGCAAGCAGCACCAGCACAGCAGACGCCUCGCGGACAUCACUACCGCGGGAACAAGACGUGGAGAACGAGGCGGAAGAGCCUGCAAAACGAGGGCAAGAAGUCAGCUAUCCCGAAGAUCCGGCCGAGGACGACGAUGAACUCGAACGGGAGAUGAUGGCCGCAUUUGAAGAUGGAGACUACGACGCCCAAGCCGAGGGCGAUAUAGCCGCUGAGAAUGGAUGA